This is a messenger RNA of Pediculus humanus corporis (human body louse), 363 nucleotides long. RefSeq names its product rrm-containing protein seb-4, putative. Bases 1 to 363 code for a protein of 120 amino acids. Gene Ontology annotation, molecular function: RNA binding. The record is from RefSeq and is a predicted model, not a curated record. NCBI's taxonomy places the organism in Eukaryota, Metazoa, Arthropoda, Insecta, Psocodea, Pediculidae. Gene Ontology annotation, cellular component: cytosol. The transcript is spliced from 2 exons.
AUGAAAAUGUUGAUGCCUACAGCCGCCCUGCCGACAGCAGGAGAAGGUGGUAGUAUAUUAGGCAAUACCGAAGGACUCAUAUCGGGUUUGGCAGCUUUAAAUUCGGCUGCUAACACUCCCGGAGGUAUACAACAAAAGGAUACAACAUGGACGAAAUUAUUUGUCGGUGGUCUACCUUAUCACACGACAGAUAAAAGUCUUAGAGAACAUUUUUCGGUUUAUGGUGACAUCGAAGAAGCUGUCGUCAUAACCGAUAGGCAAACUUCUAAAUCUAGAGGCUACGGUUUUCUGAGACUCUCCAUAGUAUGUGGAAAGGUUACGGUUGAAAGAAUGAAUGUGCAGAUGCAUCCGUUGCUUUUAUAA